Molecule: messenger RNA, 2760 nt
Organism: Enterobius vermicularis (human pinworm)
Lineage: Eukaryota; Metazoa; Nematoda; Chromadorea; Rhabditida; Oxyuridae
Source: the annotation of a GenBank genome assembly
AUGUCAAAACGUUCAUCGCCGGAAAGCGACGAUGAAUCUGCUGAUGGUUUUCAUGAACCAAUGUCGAAAAAGCGACACGUUGAAUUCGAACCAAUUCGCAUCUGUUCCGUAAGUGGCACUGUCGACAUUGAUACAAAGGUACUUACAGUGCAGCACUAUAAACUGUCUGAAAGAUUCAAGCUAAAAGAAAAGCAGAAAGACCAGCUGCAGAAAAGAGUUGAGCAGUUAGAAACUAGACAGGCUCAAGAUGAUGCUAUGCUUUGUAUUAUAAACAGGUCAUGGAAUAAGUUUGAUGAGGAAGUGAGGAUUUUGCUGCAAAGGUUCGAUACUGGAACGUCCAUUGAGGAAGAAGUUGCAACGGAAAGUAAGGAGACAAAGAGUUUUUUGGCCAACCUUUCACUUUGGGAAAAUGAGGAAAUCGAAGAAAAGUUGCAACAACGAGUAGAUUUCAGUCGUCGGGCCCUGGCGAAGCUCGUUCAGGUCUUUGAUCGGCUUAUGCAAAGAAAUGAAAAAAUAGCGAAGGCCAUCUCUUCGUGUAACUCUAUUACUGGGGACACAAAUGAAGGAGCAUCUACUUCCAACGACAUGGUUAAUGGAAUGGUUUCAGAACUUAGUGAGGAAAUUGUAAACAGAAAUAAUGACCUAAGUGAAGAAAACGUUCGGUUGCAGAAGUUAGUUACCAAACUACAGGAGGAAAAUUACCGGUUAUCAAAUAAAGUUGCUUCGCAAGAGGAUGAACUUACAAUUAUGGAAACUCAAAAGGAAGAAAUGAGCAACUCUUUAGAAGAAGUCAAAUAUGAGCUGGAAAAGUCGAUGAGGCGUGAAUGUAAACUCGAUUAUCGUCUAGCUGAUUAUGCUCGGAAGGUUCAAAAGUAUGAGCUGAAUGAUGCGAAAAAUGCUAGCGAGAAUGGAGUAGGUCCUCAUGGUAGCUCAAACACGACGAGUAUUAACAAGUCAAAGUUAGAAGACCUAGAACAGUCUCUGGAAAUGGAGAGAGAAUUGGCCGCAAAUAGACUGCAAGAAAUGCAGGAAUUGCAUGAAGAAAAUAAAAAACUGACACGGGAAGUCGAUACUUUUAGUGCUAAGCUGAAGCACAUCCCUACAGAAGUAAUUAAAUCUUCAGUGGAAUAUAAUGCGCUGCAGACUCAGUUCACCAAUCUUUUUGUUGAAGCUACUCAAAUGAGAAAGCAGUUGGAAACUGCAAGGUCUCAGAUGGCCGCUUUGAGGGCUGCACACGCAAAACAGAUCGAGCACAUUGAAAAUGAGGCUUAUCUUGCUCAGCAACGUAUGAAAGACACUGUUGGGGAACUCGAUGAACAGUUAAGUCAAGUUAGACGCGAAUACGAAAUGUUGCGUUUAGAAUUUGAGCAGAAUUUAGCAGCGAACGAGCAAUCAAAUCCUGCCAAUAAGGAAACGCGUAUCAUGCUGUCAACAUACAAAACUCAGAACCAACAACUGAAGCAAGAAUCUAAUCGUUUUAAAAGGAAGUGGAAAGAAGCUGUUGCGUCCUUGGCCAAGGCUAACAAGGAGCUGGAAGGAGAAAAACGAUAUAGAGAGCGUUGUCUUUUAAUUGAGAUUGAAGAAGAUGGUGAUUCGUUAGCCUCUCCAGAUCAAGAAAAAAAUUCUGUUGCUCCUGUCGAUCCCUUUACUUCGGAUGGGUCGAACGCAGAGUUGGGUGAAUCACUGGAUGGUGAAAGCGAUACUGGGCUUCUCCAAAAAACAGUCCAGAAACUAAGACGGAAAGUGGUAGAAUUACAGUCGAAGGUCGAUGCUCUCAAUUCUCUUCCUGCUGACCAGAGGAGCAGAGUAGAGUUACUGGCGAAGGAAAAACGAUUGAGGUUAGAAAAUGAACAGUUGCAAGUUCACUUGAAGAAACUUGUGGGUGCUGAUAGGAAGGAAAAAAUACGUUAUUAUUCGGAAGAGGCACAGAGGAAAAUCAGAAGUUUGGAAGAACUUAAUGAACGUUUACGUAAGGAAGCUCAUUCUGCACGCCAAGAAGAAGAGGGUUUGACUAACGAAGUUGAAACUACAGGCCAAGCAUUUGAAGAAAUGCAGGAGAAGAAUGCUUUAUUAAUUCAGCAACUGAAAGAGAAGGAUGAAGCCAAUUUAAAACUUAUGACAGAGCGUAUUCGUGCCAAUCAGUUCCAAAAGAAGAUGAAUGAAGAGAAAGAGCGCAUUGAAGAACGGGUGAUAAGUUUACAAAAUCAGCUUGAUGCCCAGAUGCUGAUGUUAAAAAGAAUUGAAGAGCGCGAGAAAUUGCAGCUGCAGAAAAAUUCGACAAUGGAGCAGCAACUCAGAAUCGCAGAGCAAGGUUUGGAAGAGCAGAAAAAGAAAGCCCUAGAUUCUGAAAGACUUGCUUCUGAUUAUAAAGCUCAGUUGGAGAAGUGUUCAGGCCAAUUAGCUGAUGCUCAAUCGGCACUUACUUCCAAGAAAUCACAGGAAGCUGACAUUCGCUUCAAUUUGAGGCGCCUUGAGGAGGACCGAAAUAUUUAUAAAAAGAAGUAUGAGCGUUCAAAGAAGCUAGAAAAGGUUGAUAAUUUGGAGCUUGAGCAAGUUCUUAAUGAAGAGAUUCGUGAACUCAAGGACCUUCUUACUUGUCCAUCUUGUAAAAUUAGGAGGAAGGAUGCUGUGCUAACGAAAUGUUUCCACGUUUUUUGUAUGGAGUGCAUGAAAACUCGUUACGAGACACGCCGGAGGAAGUGCCCGAAGUGCAACGCAGCUUUUGGAGCAAAUGAUUACCGUCGUCUUUACAUAACAUAA